This is a messenger RNA of Theobroma cacao (cacao), 953 nucleotides long. Its product is annotated as Signal peptidase subunit. NCBI's taxonomy places the organism in Eukaryota, Viridiplantae, Streptophyta, Magnoliopsida, Malvales, Malvaceae. The record is from RefSeq and is a predicted model, not a curated record. Gene Ontology annotation, biological process: protein targeting to ER. Gene Ontology annotation, cellular component: signal peptidase complex; membrane.
UUCACCAAAGAAGACUUGGAAAUCUCAUUUCCGCACUCUUUUUCCAAUACAAUAAAAAAACUGUAUAAAACCCGUUUCCAAACACACUCUCUCUUUCACUUCCUUUCUUCCCGACACGCUUAACUUUCUCUGCAUCUUGCCUCUCUUCACUCUAAGAGAAACUGAACUGGACGCUGAGGAGCAGUAGGAGUAAACAAAGUAAAGGAAGAGGAAAAGAUGCAUUCAUUUGGGUACAGAUUAAAUGCUCUGCUAACAUUUGCUGUGACAAUUCUGGCACUAAUGUGCGCCAUGGGGUCUCUCUCAGACAACGUCAACACUCCCUCUCCCUCUGCAGAAAUCCAGAUUAUGAACAUUAAUUGGUUCCAGAAGCAGCCGCAGGGGAAUGAUGAGGUCAGCUUGACAAUGAACAUAUCAGCUGAUUUGCAGUCAUUGUUUACAUGGAACACGAAACAGGUCUUCAUAUUUGUAGCAGCUGAGUACGAAACCCCAAAGAAUUCGUUGAAUCAGGUGUCACUUUGGGAUGCCAUAAUACCCGCCAAAGAGCAUGCAAAGUUUUGGAUCCACACCUCAAACAAAUAUCGUUUUGUUGAUCAGGGAAACAAUCUCCGUGGCAAAAAAUUCAACUUGACAUUGCAUUGGCAUGUUAUGCCUAAGACUGGAAAGAUGUUUGCCGACAAAUUAGUCAUGACGGGUUAUAGUUUGCCAGAGGAAUAUAGAUAAGGUUUUUCUUGGGUGUAUUUUUUUGGGGUUGCUGUAACUUUAGCCUUCCCAAUAUGCCGGAUGUUAUAGCUCAGCUGUAUCAGAGAACUUGAGAUGUAGCCUCUCCUCUAUAUGGGGACAUUAAAGCUCAGUUGAAUUAAGAUAGUUUGAAACAUUGACACUUCAUGUUUGAGACAGUGAGGAAAUGACUAUUUCUCAACCUUUUAAAACACCUUGGCUUUUUGGUUGCUAAA